This is a messenger RNA of Apodemus sylvaticus (European woodmouse), 1376 nucleotides long. Its product is annotated as periphilin-1-like. The record is from RefSeq and is a predicted model, not a curated record. Gene Ontology annotation, biological process: negative regulation of gene expression, epigenetic; protein localization to heterochromatin; negative regulation of DNA-templated transcription. The coding region runs from base 263 to 973 and encodes 236 amino acids. The transcript has 4 exons. Gene Ontology annotation, cellular component: nucleoplasm. Lineage: Eukaryota; Metazoa; Chordata; Mammalia; Rodentia; Muridae.
UUCCGGAAGCGAAGCCUGCCGCUUGUCCUCUACUUCCGCGGGGUCCUGGCGGGUGGCCGUGACCGAGUGGGUCCCAGGACUAGUGGCGAGUGCAGUGAUCCUUGGCCUGUGAGUUUCAAAAAAUUUGGGGGUUGAAUGAUGCUUUUGCAGGGGAUUGCCUGAGACCAUCAGAAAACACAGAAUAUGUAGCUUUGGCUGUCCUGAAACUUGCUAUGUAGACCAGGCUGGCCUUGAACUCAGGAGAUCCUCCUGCAUCUUCUGAAUGCUGGAAUUAAAAGGGGCUUCUUGUUUUUCCAGAAAAUCAGGUGUGGAUCGAAAGAACUCCCCACAUAGCAAAUCUGGAUCCAAUGGAAGACACUCUCCAAAACAAAGCAAACUGCAUUCUUCCCAUGGGUCAGAGCUUCAAAAGUCCAAGCAUACUCAUUCCUCCUACAAACGUCACAGUGAAGAAAAGCCAGAAGGAGGUAAAAAGAGGCCUGGCCAGUCUUUGAAAACAUCAAGAGAUACGCACCCAAAAAGUUCUUCAGCAGUUCCUUCAUCAGAAAUUUUAAACAAACUGAAAAGGUUUGAUGAAAAGGGACUUCCUAAAGCUGCAAGCAGGCAAGCUGUAGAAAAGCCAAAGAUGGCAGAUGAAAGUGACUUACCUAAAAUUUCUGAGUUUGAAGUUGGAGUCGCAGAACUUAUGGAUCAGUCACAAGAACCUGAGUCAAACAAAAAAGAUCAUACAGACUUCAUUGAUGACCAAGUAACCAAUCGCCGUAAAGCAAUAGUGUCAAAAACCAAGGAAAUUGAACAAGCCUACUACCAAGACUGUGAGACCUUUGGAAUGGUGGUGAAAAUGCUGGUUGAAAAAGACCCUUCAUUAGAAAGGUCCAUUCAGUUUGCACUUAGGCAGAAUUUACAUGAAAUAAGUGAGCGCUGUGUGAAAGAGCUCAGGCAGUUCAUUGCAGAGUAUGACGCUGCUGCUUCCUAAGAACUGGUACUCUAGCAGAAAGUGUUUCUUGAUUGUCAUUCCAGAAUUGUAUAAAUACUUCAUAUAUGGAAUUUUUGUGAUGAAAUAACUUCAGUGUCUAGUAAACAUUUGAAAUGGUCAGCUUAAAUGAUCUUCAGAAAUGUUUGUACUUAUGGAACGUCAUGACUCAUACACUCAGCAGUGCUCACUUUGUGUCAGCCUGCUGGGGAGGGAGGGGAGGGGAGGGGAGACUCACUUAUGUUCUGUAGUCUUCCAAGUAGGUGAAUGUAUGGCUCAGCAUAGAGACUGAACUUCAAAGUAAAUGGUAGCAUGUAAAAAUGUUAGGAUUUGAGUUGUGAUUUUUCUUGACUUUUGGCUUUUUUCCUUAGGCUCUGUUGCUUUUAUUAAAAUUAUCCUACAUUAA